UCAUAACGUCGCACUCAUCAGCUGAUUCCUCACAGUUACGCAGAGAUCUGAGGUGAUUUGUGUGAGAUGAGGAGCUGUCAGGGCAGAAGAUGUCUGUCUGGGGUCUGUGUUUCACAUCUAAUCUAUCUUCCUUCAUGGGGCUCGGAUUGUAUAGCCGACUAGGCUAAACCGCGAAUGCACUACAGACAGUAGGCUGCUGCUAGCUGGUGCUGCUGCUAGUACAGUUUGGCAUACAUCUAAGAUAAGGAUUACACACAGCCCGUCUUUAGCUCCUGAAGUUAGGAACAAGUCGGACUACUUCUCUACAGCUGAGUUUUGUGAUAGAAAAGCAUGACCACGGCGCGAUAUAGGCCCACCUGGGACCUGGCUUUGGACCCACUGGUGUCGUGUAAGCUGUGUUUAGGAGAGUUUCCUCUAGAGCAGAUGACCACCAUCACACAGUGCCAGUGUGUGUUCUGUACGUUAUGCCUCAAGCAGUACGUGGAACUUCUCAUCAAAGAGGGUCUCGAAACUGCAAUCAGCUGCCCAGAUUCUGCCUGUCCAAAACGAGGACAUUUGCAAGAAAAUGAGAUUGAGUGCAUGGUGGCAUCAGAGAUAAUGCAGAGAUACAGAAAGCUGCAGUUCGAAAAAGAGGUGCUGUUAGAUCCGUGCCGGACGUGGUGCCCAUCGUCAUCAUGCCAGGCUGUGUGCCAGCUAAAAGAAGCAGAUGCUGCCCGGCCGCAGCUGGUACGAUGCGGUAACUGCACACUGGAGUUUUGCUCAGCCUGCAAAGCCAGCUGGCACCCAGACCAGGAGUGCCAAGAGAACCCUCCUAUAACUACAUUCCUUCCUGGAGAGAGCAGUUCAUUCUUUAAGAAUGAUGAUGAUGAUGCUCCUAUCAAGCGAUGUCCCAAAUGUAAAGUCUACAUCGAGAGAGAUGAAGGCUGUGCCCAGAUGAUGUGUAAGAACUGCAAGCAUGCCUUCUGCUGGUACUGCUUGGAAUCUUUGGACGACGACUUCCUCCUGAUCCAUUACGACAAAGGACCAUGCCGCAAUAAGCUGGGCCACUCCAGAGCCUCAGUGAUUUGGCACAGAACACAGGUCAUCGGUAUCUUUGCUGGUUUCGGCCUGCUCUUGCUGGUAGCCUCUCCAUUCCUUCUACUGGCCACGCCGUUUGUGCUGUGCUGCAAAUGCAAGUGCAGCAAAGGCGAUGACGACCCCUUGCCAACCUAAUGCAAGCCGUCCAGCCCUUUCCUUUUGUUUUCUUUUCUUCUUCUCCCCCCACACACUUCGGCUUGGAGCUCUUCAUCGACCUGGUGGGUCCUGCGCAUUUGAAUCCGCGUUGUGACCCGUUUCACGCCACAGCGUGGCCCAGCUCCGGGAGAGGUAGCGGAUAUCUGGUGAGCUCGUCUGAGCGUACCAGGCGAGACCUUGCACGGGUCCUGAAUGCCACAUAGUAAAAUGGAUUGGUGGGUUGGCGGAUUCUGCCCCGGCGGGUGUGUUUUGGUGGUUGUCUAGCUAUAUGCUUGUUGUUCUGUAGCUGGGAUUUUUCGGGCAGUGCAUCUGAAGGGCUCAUGACCAGAAAACAUACUCAUACUUUAGUUUAUGUAGCUCUGUGUGCACUGUAGCACUUGGAUCACUUGAAACUGGUUCAUACUCUGGACAUGCAGAGAGGCUCUUGAGUCAUUUUACAGUCUGCUGUGUUAGCAGGGACUUUGUUUCAAUGUACAGCUUGGUGUUUUCCUUUUCAAACUCAUUGAAAGCUACACUUGUCUUGGUUUCUAAUGCGUUUUGUUCAUAUUUGUAAAGCUCACCAAACCUG
This is a messenger RNA of Trichomycterus rosablanca, 1801 nucleotides long. It is a transcript of the gene rnf144aa, whose product is annotated as ring finger protein 144aa. Lineage: Eukaryota; Metazoa; Chordata; Actinopteri; Siluriformes; Trichomycteridae. Gene Ontology annotation, cellular component: cytoplasm; Golgi apparatus; ubiquitin ligase complex. The record is from RefSeq and is a predicted model, not a curated record. The transcript has 9 exons. Gene Ontology annotation, molecular function: zinc ion binding; ubiquitin conjugating enzyme binding; ubiquitin protein ligase activity. Gene Ontology annotation, biological process: protein polyubiquitination; positive regulation of proteasomal ubiquitin-dependent protein catabolic process; ubiquitin-dependent protein catabolic process. The coding region runs from base 331 to 1212 and encodes 293 amino acids.